This is a messenger RNA of Dendrobium catenatum, 2246 nucleotides long. RefSeq lists its product as uncharacterized. The record is from RefSeq and is a predicted model, not a curated record. NCBI's taxonomy places the organism in Eukaryota, Viridiplantae, Streptophyta, Magnoliopsida, Asparagales, Orchidaceae. The transcript has a single exon. The coding region runs from base 568 to 1773 and encodes 401 amino acids.
UAGAACAUAAAUUGAGAGUUACUAAUCGUAUUCGUGUAUGAACCAAGUUAAACAACGGUGGAUAAAAUGACAGAAUUUAAAAUACUUAACAAAAGCUGCUUACUUUGCAAAACUUAGCACCUGGUGGGUGUAGUCAUUGAAUUCCCAAAAGGACAACCACCGCUGAAGUCAUCUCGCCCCACUUCAAAGACAAUGCGCGCGCGCGCGGGACCCCUUAGUUCCUCUUUGGUGGAUCUGACACGUCCAUCUCUUGCAAGCUGCAGUGGGCAGAGCAUUUCAGUCAUCCAUCAUCCAACCACCCACACCACCAUCCCCGCUGCCAUUCCUGAAAGCAACAAAUUUGCAGAAACUGACACGAUAGAUUUUAGUCGUCGAAGAAGAAAGAAAUUUCUUUUUUUCUCGCAAUAACUUACUUAUCUAAAGAUUCUGUAUUUUCGACAAUCUCCCUCGCCGCUUGCGAAGAAUUCUUCAUCACCAAGGUGGUCGGACUGACGCAGGAAGAAGGAAGACGGUAUCUUUUCAACAUAACUCUUGUAAAAAUUGCAGCUUUUUCUUUCUUCUUUCAGGAUGGAGCCUUUCAAGAGCGGCUUAGUACCCCAAGGCUUCUGCUUCGAGCAAGGGACCGACGGCGGUGGCGGCGCCACGGCCGGAGCGCUGGAUAUAUUUAUCCACCACGCGCGCAACAUUCAUAACAUCUGCAUCUACGCAAACCAAGACGUAUAUGCCAAGUUCUCCCUCACAUGCAAUCCCGACGACGCGAUCUCCACCCGGAUCAUCGCCGGCGGCGGCAAGAACCCGCAGUUUAAUGAGCGGCUUCAGCUCCAGGUUAAGCACAGCAAUCCCGCCGCCGCAGUGCUGAAGUGUGAGAUCUGGAUGCUGAGCCGCGCACGCAACUUUCUCGAAGACCAGCUCCUCGGCUUCGCGCUCGUCCCACUCUCCGCCGUCGCGGAAGCCGGCGGCGGCCGGUUGACACGGGACUUCUCUCUUUCUUCCACCGACCUCUUCCACUCCCCUGCCGGCACUGUCCAGCUCUCCCUCUCAUUUGACGACAAGCCGUAUGCGGAAUCCAGCAUCAGCAAUUCUUCUUCCAUAAGCUCGGAGUUUGUCAUUCUUGAUCCAGCGAGGAUUGAGUUUCCUGAAAUCAAUGUGGAUAAGGAGAAUCAGCAGAUGGUUUCUGAGUAUUUCUCAAUGAGUUCCAAUGUUCCUUUUGUUCAGCUUGGAGGUUCAUCAGAAUCCAUGGAGGAUUGUGAAAUGACUGUAAAUUCAAGCGAGUCUCCAGGUGGAAGCAGUCUUCAGAAUUCUGGUAUUUUCAGUACUUCAACUGUCACAAGCAUCGGCGAUGAUAGGCAAGUUAUAAACACAGUGAGCGGCUCUGGUUCCAAAGGGGCUUCUCCUGAUACUCCCACUUCCAAAUCUGGGAAGGGGAGUACUAAGGGCUUAGCCAAGGAAGAUGAAGAUGGUGGCAGUGGCGGCGGCGGCGACGGCGGUGGCGGCGAAGAUGGAGAACUGGGUUCUGUCUUCAAGUAUCCUCUAGGGAAUAUCAAUAUAGAGCCUGAGCAAAGUGCAAUGCAACAGCAAAUAGUGGACAUGUAUAUGAAGAGUAUGCAGCAAUUCACAGAGUCUUUAGCCAAGAUGAAGCUUCCAAUGGAUUUUGAUAAACCAAAAUCGGAGGAUGAUGAGGAUUUUAUCCAGAGCCAGAAAGGAAACAAGAAUUUGGAUUCAAAUAAGAAGGAUGGAUCCAGAGUUUUCUAUGGCAGCAGAGCAUUUUUCUGAUCAGUGAAACUAGUGUUUCUCAUUAACAGGGAUUAGUGACACUUAGGCUUCGUUUGGGACGGUUUUUUACUUCUUCUUAAAUCAGCUUGAAUUAACAAAUUGUUUUAAGAAGCAUAAGAAAGCUGUUCCAAAUGGAGCCUAAUUUGAUUUAAUCUCAGAAAAAAUGCACGCAGGAAAGUUAUCAUAACUCUUGAUGCUUUUUGAUCAUUCAUAAGUUUGUCUUGUGAAGUGCUAUGAAUUAAUUUAUUUGUUAGAUAGAAUAGUAGAGAAGAAAGCUCGGUGCUUUUGAAGUUCUUUCUUUGGGUAGGUCUUACUACUUAUUUUAUUGUGAUGAUUUAUUGAGAGUAGUUUGUUGUUUGGUAAACCAUCACAUCCAUCCCCUUGCUGGUUUUAGACGGAAAGGAUAUGUAAUUCUUCAGUAAUUCCAUUGUCAGAAUAUAUAUAACAUAGUUGGAACUGUCUUCUAAGUCAAA